Messenger RNA from Dipodomys ordii (Ord's kangaroo rat), 6915 nucleotides. RefSeq names its product nebulette (gene Nebl). Gene Ontology annotation, biological process: cardiac muscle thin filament assembly. Lineage: Eukaryota; Metazoa; Chordata; Mammalia; Rodentia; Heteromyidae. Gene Ontology annotation, molecular function: actin filament binding. The transcript has 26 exons. Bases 1 to 2859 code for a protein of 952 amino acids. Gene Ontology annotation, cellular component: Z disc; focal adhesion. The record is from RefSeq and is a predicted model, not a curated record.
AUGAGGGAUCCUGUGUUGGAGGAUGUGAAAGAUGAAAUUGGACAGGACAAAGCAGCAGAAGAAGAAAAUGAAGAGGAAAAGAUAUGCUUUAAGCCUGUUAUUGAAGACCUAAGCAUGGAACUGGCCAGAAAAUGCACUGAACUUAUUAGUGAUAUCCAUUAUAAAGAAGAGUAUCAAAAGUCCAAAGACAAAUGUACAUUUGUGACGGAUACUCCCAUGCUAAACCAUGUAAAAAACAUUGGUGCUUUUAUUUCUGAGACAAAAUACAAAGGCAACAUUAAGGCUGAGCUUUGCAACUCUCUGUAUAAGCGGAUGCCGGAGACCAUUGACAGCGUGUUUGCAAGAGAAGUUUCGCAGCUUCAGAGUGAGGUUGCCUACAAGCAGAAACAUGACGCUGCCAAAGGACUCUCAGAUUACGCCCACAUGAAGGAGCCCCCAGAGGUCAAGCAUGCCAUGGAGGUGGGCAGACACCAGAGUAAUAUUUCGUAUAGAAAAGAUGUACAGGACGCCCACACAUACACAGCAGAACUUGACAGACCAGACAUCAAGAAGGCGACUCAGGUCUCCAAGAUCAUAAGCAAUGCAGAAUACAAGAAAGGGCAAGGAAUAAUGAAUAAAGAGCCAGCUGUAAUUGGAAGACCAGACUUUGAACAUGCUGUGGAAACUUCUAAACUUUCCAGUCAAGUUAAAUAUAAAGAAAAAUUUGACAAUGAAAUGAAGGAUAAGAAACAUCAUUACAAUCCUCUUGAUAGUGCUUCCUUUAGACAAAAUCAGCUUGCUACCUCACUGGCCAGUAACGUGAAGUACAAGAAAGACAUUCAAAAUAUGCACGCGCCGGUGUCAGAUCUCCCAAAUUUGUUGUUUUUAGACCAUGCUUUGAAAACCACCAAAAUGCUCAGUGAACGAGAAUAUAAAAAGCAGUUUGAGGAGAGUAAAGGAACGUAUCACUUUGAUGUAGAGACUGCAGAACAUCUGCACCAUAAGGGCAAUGCCACCCUCCAGAGUCAGGUUAAAUACAGAGAAGAGUAUGAGAAGAACAAGGGGAAAUCAAUGCUAGAAUUUGUUGAGACGCCAUCAUAUCAAGCUUCAAAGGAGGCUCAGAAGAUGCAGAGUGAGAAAGUUUACAGAGAGGAUUUUGAAAAGGAGAUUAAAGGAAAGCCCUCAAUGGAUUUAGACAAGACUCCUGAAUUUUUACAUGUAAAGUACAUCACCAACCUUCUGAGGGAGAAAGAAUAUAAGAAAGAUUUGGAAAAUGAAAUAAAAGGGAGAGGAAUGGAACUUAAUUCAGAAGUUCUUGAUAUUCAAAGAGCAAAACGGGCAUCCGAAAUGGCCAGUGAGAAAGAAUACAAGAAGGACCUGGAGUCAGAAAUUAAAGGGAAAGGAAUGCAGGUUGGCACUGACACCCUGGAAUUCCAGCGUGCCAGGAAGGCUACUGAGAUAGCCAGCGAGAAAGACUAUAAAAAAGACCUGGAGACUGAAAUUAAAGGGAAAGGGAUGCAGGUCAGUGCAGACACUCUUGAUGUUCAGAGAGCAAAGAGAGCAUCCGAGAUGGCCAGCCAGAAACAGUAUAAGAAAGACUUAGAAAAUGAAAUUAAGGGGAAAGGAAUGCAAGUGAAUGCGGAUAUCCCGGAUAUGCUUCGAGCCAAGCGGGCAUCUGAUAUCUAUAGCCAGAAAAAGUAUAAAGGUGAGGCAGAGAAAAUGCUUUCGAAGUAUUCCACUGUGGUCGAUACUCCUGAAAUUCAGAGGAUCAAGACCAGCCAACAGAACAUUAGUGCCGUGUUUUAUAAGAAAGAUGUAGGAGCUGGCACAGCAGUUAAAGAAACCCCAGAGAUUGAGCGAGUGAAGAAAACCCAGCAGAAUAUUAGCUCAGUCAAAUAUAAAGGAGAGAUUAAGCAGGCAACUUCCAUUUCUGAUCCUCCAGAGUUGAAGAGAGUGAGAGAAAACCAGAAGAAUAUCAGCAAUGUUUAUUAUAAAGGUCAGCUGGGAAGAGCUACAGCAUUAAGUGUAACUCCUGAGAUGGAAAGAGUAAAGAAGAAUCAAGAAAAUAUUAGCUCGGUAAAAUAUACCCAAGACCAUAAACAGAUGAAAGGUAGACCAAGUCUGAUUUUAGAUACACCUGGUUUGAGACAUGCUAAAGAAGCACAAAAUCAUAUUUCAAUGGUAAAAUAUCAUGAAGACUUUGAGAAGACGAAGGGGAGGGGCUUCACUCCCAUUGUGGAUGAUCCUGUGACAGAGCGGGUGAGGAAGAACACACAGGUCAUCAGCGAUGCGGCCUAUAAAGGUGUCCAGCCUCACGUCGUGGAGAUGGACAGGAGACCCGGAAUCAUUGUGGAUCUCAAAGUCUGGCGCACUGAUCCUGGUUCCAUCUUCGACAUUGAUCCCCUGGAAGACAAUAUUCAGUCUAGAAGUCUACAUAUGCUCUCUGAAAAGGCAAGUCAAUAUAGGAGACAUCGCUCUCGAUCUCAUUCCAGCAGUACUUUUGGUACAGGUCUGGGAGAUGACAAGUCAGAAAUCUCUGAGCUCUACCCUAGCUUUUCUUGCUGCAGUGAAGUAACAAGACCAUCUGAUGAAGGAGCACCUGUCCUUCCUGGAGCUUAUCAGCAGAGCCAUUCCCAAGGCUAUGGGUACAUGCAUCAGACCAGUAUGUCAUCCAUGAGGUCAAUGCAGCACUCACCAAAUCUAAGGACCUACCGAGCCAUGUACGACUACAGUGCCCAGGAUGAAGAUGAGGUCUCCUUCCGGGAUGGUGACUACAUCGUCAAUGUGCAGCCCAUUGAUGACGGCUGGAUGUACGGCACCGUACAGAGGACGGGGAGGACGGGCAUGCUCCCGGCGAAUUACAUCGAGUUUGUGAAUUAAUUCUUUCUUCUUGCCCUUUGAGCUUUAUUCUAAUGUAUUCUACACUUAAUCUUUUUAAAAGAUAGAAAAUACUUUUAAGACAACUUGGCGAUUAUUUUACAAUAACAUACACCCUUCCUUUGACAACUAGACAUGCAGGUACCAGGAAGAAGGGAUGACUUCUGGACUGAAAAACAGCAGCAUUUUCAGUAAUUCCUGUAAACAGAAUCAUUAGGUCUGGAGACCUGGUGCUGCUAAUUGUGUUUGUGGUUUCCUUUGAUUGGCUAUUGAACCCUUCUGGGAAAUGUAUUUUUGUAGACUUUAAUAGAGAUGUUGACUGUCCCCUCAGUGUAACACGUGUAUGAAUCUUCAUAGCUGUCACUACAAGUCACUGAAAUCCAAAACUCUUAACUCAGUAAUACAGCUGAUAACUAAAAAACAAACAAACAAACAAAAACUGUUGAGCUUUUGGUUCAUUAGGCAAUUUCUAACACUGGUAAAAAUUGCCUAAUCUAAUAAAUAUAAGCAAUGGCAGAAUGAGUCUGGGUAAAAUUAUAUUGACUGAUGGCCUUAGGGGACCAAACAGGAAAUAUCCUUGUUCCCUAGGCCAACUGGGUCUAUUUAUUUCUCAUCUGUACCACAGUGUAUCCUAUUCUCCAUUUACAUUCUGUGGAUCGAAACACAUGCUUGGUUCCACAGAAUGUUAAGACCAAAUAACUUCACAGCUAUUCUUGCAAAGGGCAAAAAUUGAUGUCAUCUGUAUUAUUUCCCUAGUAGCCUUUGCCCUGUUGCAUGUCACGUGGGUUCAAGCUUCUGUAACAUAGGCAGUUUCCUUGCCUGUUGCUGUUAUUAAUGCCAGCAGUGUGGCUCCUAUCUCCAAGCCCUUUCCUCUAGUUGCCAGCUCAUCUGGAAAACCUAUUUUGAAAAGUUGCUUGAGAUUUUCCUGCUGUAUUACACUCUAGUUUUGAAGGACUAACACUUUAGAAGAAAUACACAUAUACUCUAGUAAAUAAGUGAUUUAGGUAUUUACUGAAGAGCUUUUGUUGACUUUAUUGCCGCAGUUGAUUUAAAAGUGAAGGAAAGAUCAUAAAACCCAGUGAUAAAUGAGAUACAGAACAUACUGGUUACAACUUGGGUAAACACAAGUUGAGUCCACAGGAAGUUGGCACCACUGUUUUCUUUUGGAAAACAGUACUGGGACUCUGGAAGAGAAAUCUAGCCACUAAAGACUAGUGAAUGAAGAAACUUCCUUUCCAUUUUCUGGUUUUUGUUUCUAAAGCAUCUUUAGGGGAUGAGAUAGGAAUAUCAGCAGAGAUUGCUCAGUUUAGACUCAAAGGCCGUUCACACACACACACACACACACACACACACACACACACAGAAAUGGUUGUUGUGUUUUGAGUGUCUUUGCAAUCAUUUGAUGGAUUUCCAGCCACAUGUAUACACAUACAGCCCUUGCUUAUGAAAUAUCACCCCCAUUUUUUUCCUGAUAUCCCAUGGCAACUCUUCUGUCAUUCUGAUUGUGCCCUGUAUCAUGACUUACAGCAGGGUAGCAUUCAUGAAGGAUGUGAUUAUAGCAAUGCACUGAGAAAAGCAGUUACAAAAAUGCACUAAGACAUAGGGAUCUUGGAGAUAUCUACUGCUUAUGAUAUAUUCAAGAAAACAUGAUAUAUGUUUAUGAUAUAUUCAUAAAACAUCCUGUACAACACUUCGUGUUGAAAGGUAACUAAUCCAAAAGCCAUUCACAUUUUUGAACAGUCAGUACAUACUGUUGAAUAUCUUAGUUUCAGAUAAUAGGUUAACACAGCAAAAGAAGCCACUUAGCUGUGGCUAUAUGAAAUUGAAAGGACAAAAAUUUAGGGGAAUAACUAGUAUUUUUGGAAAGGGUUUAACAAACUACAGCAUACUAAGCCUAACCCAUUUCCAUCAUUUAAAAGACUAGUGGUGACUGAAUCGAUUGACUCCGUAUUUAAUGCUUGCACACAGACUUACAAAUUGAACUUGUAAUAAGUUUGCAAAAAUCUGUGCAUCCUAAACAAGGACAGUAAGUCUGCUCACUUUUGGUUAAGUAUGUCUUUGUUUCCCCAGACUAUUUUCUUUUGUGUGUGUGUGUGUGUGUGUGUGAUUCUUUAUAAAAAGAGUAGUUGUUGAUUAAAAUUUGGACUAAUUAUAGGACAGGUACAAUUUUUGACAAAUAGAACAUGUAUAGGAAGCUCAAAAGAAGCCGACCUGUAAUUAGGAAAGUAACAAAGUAGCAGUUGAUAUUUCAUGCUUUUUCUCAUUAGCUGAUUUCAAGAUCACAUUCACUGGAUAUCAGAGUCGCCACACAUUUAGGAAAUAAGUAUCCUAAAACGUUAAGUAAGCUUCAUAUAAAUGCAAAGCAAGAUGUUUCUGCUUCAUGACUUGUGGAAUUAAUAGCAGACCAGAAUUCAACUAGGAGGCACUUAUUUUUAAAUAAAGACAGGCUGAACAGGACAUUGCAUGUUCUGGAGGCUGUAAGUUUGAUAGUGUUGGUGUUGUUUCUAAUACUUGUCAGGACAUUAAACAGCUCAGCAAAAUAAAGGAAACAGAGAUGCGUCAUACCAAAGUCAGCAUCACUUAACAAAAAAAUAUAUUCUUGAACACCUUUUCACUUUCCAAAUACCUCCUGUCCAACUUCACUUUGGCUAUUACAUACGUAACAGAUAAAGCAUACAUAACACUGACAGCUAAGGAAGAAUUUGAAAACAAGCCUUUUAGAAAUUGAAUGAAGGUAAAGAAGACUAUGUAAAUGCCAAGCAGAGGUCACGCACCUGCUUCUGAAAUUCAGUGCGUUCUCCUCUCUGACCAAAGCACAAAAAAGGAGUUUGGCACACUUUUAAAAGGUUCUGAAUACAAAACUGUGCGUGGAUCAUAUUACUGUUAAAGCAAGCAUAGCAACAGAAUAUGUUGCUUUUCUUGUAAGCUUUUGUAGUAGAAGUUUUUUUUAAAAACUAAUUCUUGUUCUCUAGAAAGCUUUCUAUUUCUAAUUUAUGGCAAAAUGAAUUCUUUGUGUCCUGUUACAGUUUGCACAUCUGCAAUGUAGCCCAGUUUGAAGUCUUUAUCUGGUGUGGGCUCUCCAUGAAACCCCUAGAUCUUGCCAUGCCUUCCAUCCUUCAUAGACCAUACAAGAAUCUGAAGCACAAUUUCCAUAAGCAUCUUGCAUGAAUGCUGAUGAAGUGAGGCAGCCCCUUUCUUGCUACUUGGUACAUUGCUUGAAGAUGACGAGGAUGCACUUUUGCCAGUUUCAGUACAGUCUUCCUUUCCCUCACCUUCUCUGUACUAAAGUUUAGAAUGCUCUAAGAAUUAGGAAGAUUUUUUUCAAAACAGAAAGUGAAGAGGUGCCCUUCCUUUUUUUUAGUUUCUUCUAUCUGCAAUGGAAUGUAUUCAGUGAAAAGAGAAAGACAAUGGCUGUGAUCUUAAAUAGCAUACCCCUAUUAAACUGGAUAGAGUUUAUACCAAACUUAUGAUAUAGGUAGAUAUAAAAGCAGGUGCCUUUUUAAUUAACCUUUUUAUCAUUAUGGUCUUGGAAAGAAAACCAAGCAAGCAAGCUUCUGCCUAUCCUAGAGUGAUAUUUUAUUAUACAUAAUUGGUAUUUUUGUGGUGGGAAGGUGAGAUUCCCUUAACAGGUAUUAUAGGUGAUAACUGAUUGUAUUUUCCCUCUUAAAGAUUUAAGGCUUUAGAAAAUGUGGACUUCUUCCAUCUAUUUCUGGAAAGUUCUUUGGGGAUUUAUAUAUAGUUGAUAUGUAUAAAUAGUAACUUUAGGAAUGGAAUUUAAAGUACCUAUUCUAAGAUAGAAUUAUUGUGUUAAUGAGGCUGAAUUCACCUACAUAAAUGAGCUUUACUUUAUGUUAAUUAUACGUUAGCUUUUGCUUCUUAUAAUCUGAGAUGUGGCUAGAUAGUGAUUGUGUUGGGUCACAUGGCCAAUGACAAUAUAUCUUUAGUUAAAUAGGAAGCUAUGUAAACAAACUUAAGGGUGCUAAAAUGGAAGUGUUUUUCUGAAGUGUUCAUGCCCAUUAGGACUGUUUUUAAGCAUCUAACUGUCAACUAUUAGAAAUU